AAGCUUUCAAUAAAGAUAUAAAAAAGAAGAAGAGAUUUCCCCAAAACCCUCUUGCUUGAGCAACAGCGCGGGGAUGCUUCGGUUGUUGUUCUCCCGGGCGGCACAACGGCACGUCUCACCCCUUUUGCUCAAUCAGCAGAGAGGGAUCCAUAGCAGGAACAAGAAGGCGAUGGAACUGGUCGCCAAGGGUUGGAGCGCCCUUCAGGAAGUCGAUCGUGUCAUUGACUACACUGAGCUCAACGACCCCCGCCUUAUUCCUCUCCUAAGAUCUGCAAAGGAGAAUUUUGAGUUGGCUUUAGAGAUUGAUAAUAUGAAUACACAUGCCAGAUACUGGUUGGGUAGAAUGCAUUUCAAGUAUCAUGUUCCGGGAGCCUGCAAACUCAUUGGAGCUGCUUUACUUGUGGAAGCUGCUAAUAUGGGUGAUGCGGAUGCACAAUAUGAACUUGGGUGUCGUAUGCGGGUUGAGAACGACUAUGUUCAAUCAGAUCAACAGGCUUUCUAUUAUUUGGAGAAGGCUGUUGAUCAGUUGCAUCCAGGUGCUCUAUAUCUUCUUGGUUCUGUAUAUCUGACUGGGGAUUGUGUGGAGAAGGAUAUUGCUUCUGCCAUGUGGUGUUUUCAUAGAGCAUCGGAGAAGGGUCAUGCCGGAGCAGCCAUUGCAUAUGGCGCACUUCUGCUUCAAGGCUUUGACAUCCCGGAAGCAGUGACUAGGUUCGAAUCAGGCAGGAGCCCGUGCGCCGGAAGAACAAGUAAGAAAGUUGAGAGGACUAGUGAAGAUAUAUUAAAGAUAGCAAAGGAACAGUUUCAGAUUGCUGCAAAUUCAGGCUGUGACCUUGCCAACCAGUGGUUAAAAAGGAUCCAAGACUAUGAGAAGCUUCAUCAACAGUUAAUUGAGGAAGGAUCCUCAACUUCUUCUUAAUUAGCUCACUAUACUUAUAUUCCAACCUUGUGAACUUUUAAGAAAUAAAAAAAAAAAAAAAAAUUGUCAGCUUAUGUAAUAGUGUUGAAUUAUUACGUACUUCUUUUUGUUUUUAUAAAAUUUUUGUUGUUAUAUUAUUAUUU
Messenger RNA from Dioscorea cayenensis subsp. rotundata (Guinea yam), 1059 nucleotides. RefSeq lists its product as uncharacterized. Gene Ontology annotation, molecular function: protein binding. The transcript has 8 exons. NCBI's taxonomy places the organism in Eukaryota, Viridiplantae, Streptophyta, Magnoliopsida, Dioscoreales, Dioscoreaceae. The record is from RefSeq and is a predicted model, not a curated record. The coding region runs from base 74 to 916 and encodes 280 amino acids.